Molecule: messenger RNA, 1112 nt
Organism: Harpia harpyja (harpy eagle)
Lineage: Eukaryota; Metazoa; Chordata; Aves; Accipitriformes; Accipitridae
Gene: ZNF541
Product: zinc finger protein 541
Exons: 3
Coding region: 663-1112 (149 amino acids)
Source: RefSeq, a predicted model, not a curated record
CAUUUCUUUAUAUAUAUUCACUCAUAAAGAAGAAAAUCCUAUUUAACAAGCAUCAGUCUUGAAAGGCAACGCUUAAAAACUGCUUCCUGCUCAAGGCAAGCUGGGGAAAAAAAACAACCAACCCCACAUUUGCUGGUUUUGGGCUGGAUUUUUGUUGGGAUAAAGCCCCAAACAGCGCUGGCCCGGCGCGCCCGGGCAGCCCAAGGUCCUCGACAUCCCAGUUACAAACUGGUUGAGCCGGCGAGGAGGUUCCGCUCGCGAUUGGUGAGGUGCAGGCAGGGGUAGGCAGGGCCAGGCGCCUUGCCCGCGCCCUGAUUAGGCGGGUUAAACGUGAUUGACCAGUGCGAGUAAUUAAUCUGCGAGAGGCCGGGCUUGGGGCUUUGUUUAUACCCCUGGAUUGGCUGGAUUUGAAUUAGAUAUACAUUCUAUUUGUACCUAGGUGGGACCUCGCGGGGGUUUAUUUUGGUGCAUUACGCUAUAAAAGCGGCGGCAACCCAGGCGAAUGUCGUUGUCCACCGCCGCUCUCCUUCGCCACCGUGGCUCUGCCGGAACACCGGGCCUCACCGGGAGCCAUCGAUCAGGAGGCUUGUCCUCAUGCCCUCAAGUUUUGCUCUAGGUGGAAAGGAGUCCACGUUUAACUGGCUGUAAAGUCAGCGGCGGGCAUGGACCAGUACCCCUUCAGCGACGAGAACGCCGUUCAUUUGGAGAUGCAUCUCCCUGGAUUUUCCGAAAGCCAGGGGCUGGUCUGUAGCAAGGCUCUCAACCACAAUUUAUGCCUAAAUGCGAAAGAUGGGAUGUACGCAGGGCUGAGCAGCUUGGACGUGGUGCCUGGCCUUCCAGCUGCAGAUGCGGCCAGCCACGCUCUAGAGGCCAAUUUAAACGUGUUCUCUCUGUACCCGGUGAAGGACUGCGACUCUGUUCAGCUCCUCGAUGAGCCAGACUUGCGGCCCUCACAGCAUGAGCCGGGGCUUCCCGUGCUGACGGCACCGGAGGAGGCAGAUCUGCAGGGAGAGGAAAGUGUCCCCUCGGCUCUCCUCAGACCUCGCUGCCAGGCUGCAGCUGCUGCGGGAAGGUGUUCGGCAGUGCCAGCGCUCUCAGCAAACACUGCCUGA